Molecule: messenger RNA, 839 nt
Organism: Oncorhynchus keta (chum salmon)
Lineage: Eukaryota; Metazoa; Chordata; Actinopteri; Salmoniformes; Salmonidae
Exons: 2
Coding region: 1-639 (212 amino acids)
Source: RefSeq, a predicted model, not a curated record
AUGCGUUCCAGCCAGCGACCUGGCAGCCUGGUCAAAGACUGGCCCAUCCAGCCAGCGACCUGGCAGCCAGGUCAAAGACUGGCCCAUCCAGCCAGCGACCUGGCAGCCAGGUCAAAGACUGGCCCAUCCAGCCAGCGACCUGGCAGCCUGGUCAAAGACUGGCCCAUCCAGCCAGCGACCUGGCAGCCUGGUCAAAGACUGGCCCAUCCAGCCAGCGACCUGGCAGCCUGGUCAAAGACUGGCCCAUCCAGCCAGCGACCUGGCAGCCUGGUCAAAGACUGGCCCAUCCAGCCAGCGACCUGGCAGCCUGGUCAAAGACUGGCCCAUCCAGCCAGCGACCUGGCAGCCUGGUCAAAGACUGGCCCAUCCAGCCAGCGACCUGGCAGCCUGGUCAAAGACUGGCCCAUCCAGCCAGCGACCUGGCAGCCUGGUCAAAGACUGGCCCAUCCAGCCAGCGACCUGGCAGCCUGGUCAAAGACUGGCCCAUCCAGCCAGCGACCUGGCAGCCUGGUCAAAGACUGGCCCAUCCAGCCAGCGACCUGGCAGCCUGGUCAAAGACUGGCCCAUCCAGCCAGCGACCUGGCAGCCUGGUCAAAGACUGGCCCAUCCAGCCACACUGGCAAUGUAGCGAGUUGUUAGGACACACAAAGCAAUAUCCAUAAUAGAUAAAUAAUGUGGUCUUAAUAACAAAUCAAUUACAUUGAUCCUACACCUAGGGGUGUGUGUGUGCGUGUGCGUGUGCGCAGUAUCAUGCUCAUCACCAUCCAUUACUAGUCUGUGUCGCCAUUGUUAAUUCCACAGGUUCCCAUUGGAGAAAUCAUCCCCCCAGAGAGCCAAUC